This is a messenger RNA of Arabidopsis lyrata subsp. lyrata, 1666 nucleotides long. RefSeq names its product putative serine carboxypeptidase-like 53. NCBI's taxonomy places the organism in Eukaryota, Viridiplantae, Streptophyta, Magnoliopsida, Brassicales, Brassicaceae. Gene Ontology annotation, cellular component: vacuole. Gene Ontology annotation, molecular function: serine-type carboxypeptidase activity. Bases 147 to 1646 code for a protein of 499 amino acids. Gene Ontology annotation, biological process: proteolysis. The record is from RefSeq and is a predicted model, not a curated record. The transcript is spliced from 3 exons.
CUGAGUAUUUACAGAAGUAAAUUAAUUGUUAAGUUGUAAAUUAAUGGGUGAACAAAUUAACUGUCAAAAACAACCAUAAAUCGUAAUAAUUUUGUUUUAAAGAAACUUCAUUAUGCUUUCUUUCAUAACGAUCCAAACAUAAUAGAAUGGGAAAACUACAAGACCGGUCUAUAACCACUUGUCUCUUCCUUUUCUUUUUGCAGGCAUCACAAAUCCAUUGCACCAGCCAAUCACAUGUUCGAAACCGCCUAUACCGAUCAAAGCGAGGGAUUGAUUCGUCAAUAGACACAAGCCACUUAAAUGCGAUUCGUCACUUAAGCGUGUCUCUUUCGCUCCAAAACAUAAGCGGUGUUAACCAACAAGAGCAAAGGGAAAGAGAUAGAAUCGAGAAUCUUCCCGGACAGCCUUCAGUUAGUUUUACCCAAUAUGGCGGUUAUGUGACCGUGAACGAGUCAGCAGGUCGAUCCUUGUACUAUUAUUUCGUGGAAGCCACCAAAACCAAAGAGUCGUCACCGCUUGUUCUAUGGCUAAACGGAGGACCGGGCUGCUCCUCUCUGUAUGGGGCAUUUCAAGAGCUUGGUCCAUUCCGCAUACAUAGCGACGGCAAAACACUCUAUACCAAUCCUUAUUCAUGGAACAACGUGGCGAACAUAUUAUUCUUAGAAUCUCCGGCAGGAACGGGAUUUUCGUACACGAACACAACAACGGAUAUGGAAAAUCCCGGGGACAUGAAAGCAGCAGCUGAUAACUACGUUUUCUUGGUGAAAUGGCUGGAGAGGUUUCCGGAAUAUAAAGGAAGAGAAUUUUACAUCGCUGGUGAGAGUUACGCCGGGCACUAUGUUCCACAACUCGCACAAACCAUCCUUGUCCAUAACAAGAACCAAACCUUCAUCAACCUACGUGGCAUUUUGAUUGGUAACCCGAGUCUGGGCGAGGACGAAAUGGGCGGUGAGUAUGAGUUUUUGGCGAGCCGUGGUUUUGUCCCUAAAGAAACUUUCCUUAGCUUCAAGAAAAACUGCUUAGAUGUUAACCCUUCAGAUGAUACGACGUAUUGCAUCGAUACGAGUCUGAAAUUCGAAGAUAUAUUAGAAAGCAUGAACAAAUACAACAUAUUGGCUCCUAUGUGCCUAAACACCACGUUGACUAACCAAUCCAAAGAAUGCACAACGGUGAUGCAGUUUGAUACGUGCGGAGAGCACUACCUGGAAGCUUACUUCAACCUGCACGAGGUUCAGCGUUCAAUGCACGUCACGAAACAGCCGUACAUGUGGACACUAUGUAGAGAAGCCCUCGGACAUACUUAUUGGAACAAGACGGAUUAUUAUGCAUCGAUGCUACCUAUUCUCAAAGAGCUGAUGAAACAUGAGCAACUUCGAGUUUGGGUGUUCAGUGGAGACACGGAUGCGGUGAUUUCUGUGACAGUUACAAUGUACGCACUGAAGAUGAUGAAUCUAACGGUUGUGACGGAAUGGCUUCCCUGGUUUAGUGAAGGACAGGUGGGAGGUUUCACAGAGGAAUACAGAGGGAAUUUUAGGUUUGCCACAGUGAGAGGAGCUGGUCAUGAAGUUCCUCUUUUCAAACCUAAGGCUGCUCUUACUCUUUUUAAACAUUUUAUCCUGAACUCUCCUCUCCCUCUUACCCCUUGAUGAUCUAUACACUUUGUAAC